Molecule: messenger RNA, 2228 nt
Organism: Fopius arisanus
Lineage: Eukaryota; Metazoa; Arthropoda; Insecta; Hymenoptera; Braconidae
Product: b(0,+)-type amino acid transporter 1-like
Exons: 5
Coding region: 391-2019 (542 amino acids)
Biological process (GO): amino acid transmembrane transport
Cellular component (GO): membrane
Molecular function (GO): L-amino acid transmembrane transporter activity
Source: RefSeq, a predicted model, not a curated record
AAUCUACAGUCAGGAGCACCCGGUGGGGCACAACUGCUCACUCAAAGUCAGACCGUACAUCAGUCUCUUCCAUUGACUCCCAGCCGGCGAAUAUUCCAUUGCAUCACGCCCAUUUUGUCACGAGUACUAGUACAGCAAUUGCCACUGACUUGCCACUGACUUGCCACUGACUUGCCACAAAUAACUCAUCAAUUUUUUCCCACAGCAGAAAAAAAAAUAAGUUGAAGGGCCAGUUGGGACAAUACUCUCCAGACUUUAUCUUCUGCUUACACGAGGGAGUUUGAAAUAAAGUGGUACCAGAAGACAGGACCAAGUGGUUGAUAUUAUUUAACGUCAAAGUGUCAUGAGAGGCGGUUUCACGAUCCGCCCUUAUUACUCCAUCCUAGAGUCAUGCAUGCCGCGCCUUUUAAACGAGCAACUGGCAGGGAUGAGAGAGAGCCAGGAGAUGGUGAAAUUGCUGGUACAAGUGAUGGGCCAAAGAAUUGGCGUAACCGUUGGAAAUUCCGUCGAAGUGACUCGUACGAGACAAAUGGAUUGGGUUCACCUGUGGUGCACGACCAAACGGGAAACGAAGGGUGCGGAGGGCUGGAGGGGAAGGACCCAGAGACGAACGACACUGUUCACCUCAAGAGACGGGUGGGACUCGUCAGUGGGGUGGCUUUAAUCGUCGGUACGAUGAUUGGAUCAGGGAUAUUUGUCUCACCAUCAGGACUUCUAGUCCGAACUGGUAGCAUUGGAGUUAGUUUCAUCGUGUGGACAGCCUGCGGUGUUCUCAGUCUUUUUGGUGCACUUGCAUACGCUGAGCUUGGAACAAUGAAUACCAGCAGUGGUGCUGAAUACGCCUACUUCAUGGAUGCAUUUGGUGCACCACCAGCUUUCCUCUUCUCCUGGACAUCGACACUAGUUUUAAAACCCUCGCAGAUGGCCAUCAUUUGCCUAUCAUUCGCGCAAUACGCGGUCGAGGCUUUUGCCGUUGACUGCGAACCACCUGAGCAUCUUGUCAAGGUCGUUGCACUUCUUGCAAUUGUUCUCAUACUUCUUGUCAACUGCUACAGCGUUAAUCUAGCGACUGGUGUGCAGAAUGCAUUCACUGCUGCUAAAUUAAUUGCCAUUCUUGUGGUUAUUGCUGGGGGCACUUGGUCUUUGGCCAAGGGCAAUACUCAGCAUCUUCGGGGUGCAUUUCAACCGAUGGAUGGGAAGGAUCUUAUCAAUGUUGGAAGACUUGCAACUGCUUUUUAUACUGGACUCUGGGCCUAUGAUGGAUGGAAUAAUCUUAAUUAUGUCACUGAGGAGAUCAAGGAUCCCUCCAAGAAUUUACCAAGGUCCAUCAUGAUUGGCAUUCCUCUUGUCACUGUUUGCUAUGCUCUUAUCAAUCUGUCUUAUCUAGCUGUCAUGUCACCCACGGAGAUGAUCGAGAGUGAAGCUGUUGCUGUGACGUUUGGCAAUCGUAUCCUUGGGGUGAUGGCGUGGCUUAUGCCAUUCUCGGUGGCUGUUAGCACUUUUGGAUCAGCAAAUGGAACACUUUUUGCUGCCGGACGACUGUGUUUUGCUGCUUCGAGACAAGGACAUCUUCUCGAUUGCCUCAGCUAUGUGCAUGUACGUCGAUUCACACCUGCCCCUGGUCUCAUCUUCCAUUCCCUCGUCGCUGCUACCAUGGUACUCUCUGGGAACAUCGACUCCCUCAUCGACUUCUUCUCGUUCACUGCGUGGAUAUUCUACGGUGGCUCGAUGCUGGCACUCCUGGUGAUGCGAAAAACCAGACCAAAUCAUCCUCGGCCGUACAAGUGUCCGCUUGUUAUACCAAUUCUCGUGUUAGGGAUAUCCGUGUACCUGAUUGUUGCUCCGAUCAUUGAUAAACCGCAGAUUGAAUACGUUUAUGCCGCAGCUUUUAUCGCUGCUGGCAUGUUUGUCUACCUCCCAUUUGUUAAGUACGGAUAUGUCCCCAAGUUUAUGGAGGCUGUCAAUGUCUUUCUCCAAAUGCUGUUGGAAGUGGCGCCAACCGCUGCCUCUUACGAUUGAUUAAAAAAUAUUUUCGGAAUAAUUCGUAAGGAAUUGAAGGGAGAUAAAACGAUUUAUCGACGCCGAAUCAUUCCAUUGGGGCGUCAGAUAAGAUUAUUUAUAUAAUAAAGAACUAUAUUAUUUUAUUACUUGUUGUCGAGUAGAUUACAGUGAAAUGAUGGUGUAGAAGAAUUGAGAUUGUAGAUCAUUAAUAAAACAUUUUAAACAAU